Molecule: messenger RNA, 1799 nt
Organism: Spodoptera frugiperda (fall armyworm)
Lineage: Eukaryota; Metazoa; Arthropoda; Insecta; Lepidoptera; Noctuidae
Gene: eEF1alpha1
Product: elongation factor 1-alpha-like
Exons: 2
Coding region: 180-1571 (463 amino acids)
Biological process (GO): translation; translational elongation
Molecular function (GO): translation elongation factor activity; GTPase activity; GTP binding
Source: RefSeq, a predicted model, not a curated record
UUUCACUGGUAUUUCCAGACUUGUAUAAAUGGGAACUUGCUAAAUGAAAUGUGGCCACACUGAGUACCGGAAGUGAGUCUUCUCGUUCCAGCCAGCUGAAAAAGCAACCAUUUCUCGUCCAUUCUGUUGGAGUCUAUCUCGGAUAUUACACGUGGAUUGUAAUCCGUGACUAACCAAAAAUGGGCAAGGAAAAGAUUCACAUUAACAUUGUCGUCAUUGGACACGUCGACUCCGGCAAGUCCACCACCACCGGUCACUUGAUCUACAAAUGCGGUGGUAUCGACAAACGUACCAUCGAGAAGUUCGAGAAGGAGGCCCAGGAAAUGGGUAAGGGUUCCUUCAAAUACGCCUGGGUAUUGGACAAACUGAAGGCUGAGCGUGAACGUGGUAUCACCAUCGAUAUUGCUCUGUGGAAGUUCGAAACCGCUAAAUACUAUGUCACCAUCAUUGACGCUCCCGGACACAGAGAUUUCAUCAAGAACAUGAUCACUGGAACUUCCCAGGCUGAUUGCGCCGUACUCAUUGUCGCCGCUGGUACCGGUGAGUUCGAGGCUGGUAUCUCGAAGAACGGACAGACCCGUGAGCACGCUCUGCUCGCUUUCACACUCGGUGUCAAGCAGCUGAUUGUGGGCGUCAACAAAAUGGACUCCACUGAGCCCCCAUACAGCGAAUCCCGUUUCGAGGAAAUCAAGAAGGAAGUGUCCUCCUACAUCAAGAAGAUCGGUUACAACCCAGCUGCUGUCGCUUUCGUACCCAUUUCUGGCUGGCACGGAGACAACAUGUUGGAGGCCUCAACCAAAAUGCCCUGGUUCAAGGGAUGGAACGUUGAGCGCAAGGAAGGCAAGGCUGAAGGUAAAUGCCUCAUUGAGGCCCUCGACGCCAUCCUGCCCCCUGCUCGCCCCACAGACAAGCCCCUGCGUCUUCCCCUCCAGGACGUAUACAAAAUCGGUGGUAUUGGUACGGUGCCCGUAGGCAGAGUUGAAACUGGUAUCCUCAAGCCUGGUACCAUCGUCGUCUUCGCCCCCGCCAACAUCACCACUGAAGUCAAGUCUGUGGAGAUGCACCACGAAGCUCUCCAAGAGGCCGUACCCGGUGACAACGUUGGUUUCAACGUAAAGAACGUCUCCGUCAAGGAGUUGCGUCGUGGUUACGUCGCUGGUGACUCCAAGAACAACCCACCCAAGGGCGCCGCCGACUUCACAGCACAGGUCAUCGUGCUCAACCACCCUGGUCAAAUCUCAAACGGAUACACACCUGUGUUGGAUUGCCACACAGCCCACAUUGCCUGCAAGUUCGCCGAAAUCAAAGAAAAGGUUGACCGUCGUACUGGUAAAUCCACCGAAGACAACCCUAAAUCCAUCAAAUCUGGAGAUGCCGCCAUCGUCAACUUGGUGCCCUCCAAGCCUCUGUGUGUUGAGUCCUUCCAGGAAUUCCCUCCCCUCGGUCGUUUCGCCGUGCGUGACAUGAGGCAGACGGUCGCUGUGGGUGUAAUCAAGGCUGUCAACUUCAAGGAAGCUGGUGGUGGUAAGGUCACCAAAGCCGCUGAGAAGGCCACCAAGGGCAAGAAGUAGCUAGCGCUGUUAACAGCACAAUUUUUCAUUCAACUGCGAUACUUCAUUCACCGCAAGGUGUUCCGAAGGAAAGAAGGGCUACAAACUCAUUCCUUUUCUAUAUUUUUUACAAGGCUUAUACUGUAACAUUAUUUUAUAAUUUAUAUAAGGUUAUAUCUGAACUAUUUUGUUAUAACUGCAAACUAAUGUGUAAAUUCAUAGAAUAAAGGUAGCCUCCAGUGAAAAGUA